This is a messenger RNA of Didymodactylos carnosus, 285 nucleotides long. The record is from the annotation of a GenBank genome assembly. NCBI's taxonomy places the organism in Eukaryota, Metazoa, Rotifera, Eurotatoria, Philodinida, Philodinidae.
AUGCCAAAGCGCAACCAACUACAACUUAGAAGCGAAAAAGCAAACCAGAAGCGUCACUCGGCUGAAUAUGUGUCAUCUAGUAGCGAAUCUGAUGACGAUGUGUGGGAGGAAAACGAGGCAAUGGAAACUGAAGCGGAGGCUGUGCAAGAGAAUAAGGAACCGUUGAAUGUUACGAACGAAGUUUUCGUCAAUGAUAUCGGCGAUCUCUUUGGUAAGUAAUUUUUGUUGACAGAGAUUUCUCUUUAGUUUGUUUCAGUAACGUUUAUUUCGUUCAGAGUUGUGCAA